AUGUACUCCGUCCCCGUUGGUAGAAGAGCUUGGUCACUCACAUCUUCAAAUAUGGCUGUGGGCUUAGGAGGACGACAAGCGGCCGACGAGGAAGCAAGAGCCGAAGUCGAUGUAUUGAAAAGUCGAUUGGAAAAGACGAGUCAAUUGACCAAGAAAAUUCAAGCAAGUUUGGGGAGAUUAGAUGCGACGGGAAAGGGGGUGCAAGAAGCUAUUGGGCCAAUCUAUGGUAAUACUCAAAAGCUUCAAAUUUUAGGCCAGAAUAUCGAUGGAGUUAUCGCGGCAAUCGACAGAGUACGACAACCAUCAGAUAUCAAAAGCAAUGAAGAGGACAUCAUUAGGAAAGGCCCCGAAGCGGUCGGAUUGGCGGUUUUCCUCAGUUCUGUUAAGCGUGUCAAUAAAGCUCUCGCCGAUAUGAAACGAUCGAAUCUACGAUCGAAUCAACAAGCUAUGGUUGAGCUUAGCAAAUUAUCAAAGUCGGGAAAUACACAAUUGGAAUCAUAUUUUCAAGGACUUCUCCAAGAAGAUUCUCAACCACUCGAACCUUUACACUAUAUUACCAAGAAUCAACCAUUUCCUCUAUUGUCUCAAGAUAAAACCACGAGGUUGGGUCUUAUUACAAAUUAUAUUGGCUCAGUCGUUAGACAAUCUGGAUUUGUGACGGAAUCGCCGGUUAUGCAAUCAUAUGCAAGCGUUCGGGGACCUUUUCUGAAAACCACGUUACAAAAUCUCGCGUCAGCAUCGAUGAAUACCGCAAAGAAGAAGACGCCGGAUGCUAUGUAUCGACAAGGAACUAAUGGAAUUGGAACAUAUGCGAUGGGUAUGGAAGGCGCAUUUUUGGCGGAAUACGAUAAUAUAUGCGCUCUUUUCACUCGCGAUGAAUGGGGGAAAGUUUUCAAUUUGACUUGUCAAGGAGCCAUUGCAGAAUUAUCACGAACCCUUCGAGAAUUAAACAACCACAUCAAGUCAAAUAUAACGACGGACUGUUACCUUGCUUUUGAGAUUGUUGAAAUUAUUUCAAAUCUCUCUUCAAAUCUGGAAAGUAGGACAGGAGAGUUGAAACCUUCCUUUGCAUCAGCUCUUAAGCCAAUAAGAGAAACCGCCAAAGGCUCAUUAGCCGAACUCCUGGAUGAUACUCGACGAAGAAUUAACCUCCUACAGACUCUACCUCCCGAUGCCGCCACGGUUCCAAUGACUACCGAAACCAUGAUGCGAUUACAGACUAUGGUUGAAUUCCUUCGACCAGUUUCAAGUAUUAUGAUCUCCAUCGGUGAUGGUGGUUGGAAAUCUAGUGCAACUCCUCAAGGUUCAACCGACCAAAUCCCUAAUCUUAAAUCUUUCGAUGUUAAUGCAGAUGGAAAACAAAUUUUCGCACACUACUGCAUUGACACAAUCGAAGCUCUUCUUUCGAGUUUGGAUCAAAAAGCGAAAGCAUUACUCAAAGGUGGUAAGCCUGCUUUAGGAAUUUUCAUUGCAAACAAUGCAACGAUUGUGAAGCGCAUGAUUGAAACGAGUGAUUUAAAUGGGUUACUAGCACCAAAAAUGGGAGAGGUAGAAAAAUGGAUCAAAUCGGGCACAACUCUUUACUCAGCUGCAUGGCGUGAGCCAUCCGGUUAUUUACUGGACGUUCAAUACACAAACCGUGGUAAUGCACGCCCACAGUCUGGCUCCGGCAAUACUGGUAUCGAUAGCGCAGCAGUUGUCAAAGCUCUGGGUUCCAAAGAGAAAGAUCAAAUCAAGGAGAAAUUCAAGAUGUUUAAUCAAUCUUUUGAUGAUUUGAUACAGAAACAUAAGUCAUUGAUGAUGGAGAGAGAAGUUAGAGAACUUUUGGCAAGACAGAUUUCAAGCUUGAUAAAACCAUUAUAUGAUCGAUUUUAUGAUAAGUAUUAUGAAAUUGAUAAGGGGAAGGGGAAGUAUGUCAAGUGGGACAAAGCUGCUAUGAAUGCUGUCUUUCUCAGUCUGGCAUGA
This is a messenger RNA of Botrytis fragariae, 1965 nucleotides long. RefSeq names its product putative exocyst complex protein exo70 protein. Gene Ontology annotation, molecular function: phosphatidylinositol-4,5-bisphosphate binding. Gene Ontology annotation, cellular component: exocyst. The transcript has 3 exons. Gene Ontology annotation, biological process: exocytosis. Lineage: Eukaryota; Fungi; Ascomycota; Leotiomycetes; Helotiales; Sclerotiniaceae. The record is from RefSeq and is a predicted model, not a curated record. Bases 1 to 1965 code for a protein of 654 amino acids.